UCGCCCACCCGCCUCCAAACUCCACGCCCUCCCACAUUUUUUCCGAACUCGAAACGCCGGAUCGGGUCAAAGCACGGACCUAGGGUUUCGUUGAAACCUGCCAUUCCGCGGAUCGAGCAGCUAGGGCUUCGGCGGAAUCAAUCCCCGAUUCAGCCAUGAUGUCGAGGUCGUACACCAACCUUCUGGACCUCGCCGCGGGGAACUUCGCGGCGCUGGGCCCCGCCGGCGGCGGGAGGCGGCGGUCGGGGUCGUUCGCGGCGAAGCGAAUGCCGCGGGUGAUGACGGUGCCCGGGACGCUGUCGGAGCUGGACGACGAGGACGAUGAGCUGGCGGCGACGAGCAGCAUCGCCUCCGAUGUGCCCUCGUCGGCCGUGGGCGAGCGCCUCAUUGUGGUCGCGAACCAGCUCCCCGUGGUGGCGCGACGCCGCCCCGACGGCCGCGGCUGGUUGUUCUCCUGGGACGACGACUCGCUCCUCCUCCGGCUCCGCGACGGCGUCCCGGAUGAGAUGGAGGUGCUCUUCGUCGGCACCCUCCGCGCCGACGUGCCCGCCUCUGAGCAAGACGAGGUCUCGCAAACCCUCAUCGACGGCUUCCGCUGUGCUCCCGUAUUCCUCCCGGCCGACCUCUACGAUCGCUUUUACCAGAACUUCUGCAAGGGUUACCUAUGGCCGUUGUUCCACUACAUGCUCCCCUUUGCCUCCGCCCAGUCCCCGAAGGCAAACGCCGUAUCAGGUGGCGGCCGGUUUGAUCGGGCCUCAUGGGAGUCUUACGUCCUCGCGAACAAGUACUUCUUCGAGAAGGUGGUCGAGGUCAUCAACCCGGAGGACGACUACGUUUGGGUCCAUGAUUACCACCUCAUGGCGCUGCCCACCUUCCUCAGGCGCCGCUUCAAUCGCCUCCGCAUUGGAUUCUUCCUCCACAGCCCCUUCCCCUCAUCAGAGAUAUACCGGUCCCUUCCUGUUAGGGAGGAGAUCCUCAGAACUCUGCUCAAUUGUGAUCUCGUUGGAUUUCAUACAUUCGAUUAUGCGAGGCACUUUCUAUCUUGCUGUAGUAGGAUGCUGGGAAUAGAGUACGAGUCAAAGCGUGGAUAUAUUGGUCUGGAUUACUUUGGUCGCACUGUUGGGAUAAAGAUUAUGCCAGUGGGAAUCCAUAUGGGUCAAUUGCAAUCAGUGCUGCAAUUACCUGACAUGCAGCGGAAGGUUGCUGAGCUGCGACAGCAAUUUGAGGGCAAGACCGUGUUGCUUGGUGUGGAUGAUAUGGAUAUCUUUAAAGGCAUCAAUUUGAAGCUUCUUGCAUUUGAGAAUAUGCUGAGGAUGCAUCCUAAGUGGAAGGGAAGGGCUGUGUUGGUGCAGAUUGCUAACCCAGCACGUGGGAAGGGAAAAGAUAUCGACUCAAUCCGUGGUGAGAUUCAGGAUAGUGUUGAGAGAAUCAAUAAGGAGUUCGGCCGGUCUGGGUACAGUCCAAUUGUUUUCAUUGACCGGAACGUCCCAAGUGUGGAGAAGCUUGCAUAUUAUACGGUCGCUGAGUGUGUUGUGGUGACUGCUGUGAGGGAUGGAAUGAAUUUGACCCCAUAUGAGUACAUCGUCUGCCGGCAGGGGAUACCUGGCUCUGAGUCUGCACCAGAGGUCAGUGGGCCAAGCAAGAGCAUGCUAGUUGUGUCAGAAUUUAUUGGAUGCUCGCCUUCACUGAGUGGUGCCAUUCGUGUUAACCCGUGGAAUAUUGAAGCAACUGCGGAGGCGUUGAAUGAGGCCAUCUCGAUGUCAGAGCGUGAAAAGCAGCUGAGGCAUGAAAAACACUACCGCUAUGUAAGCACACACGAUGUCGCAUAUUGGUCAAGGAGCUUCAUCCAGGACCUGGAGAGAGCUUGCAAGGAUCACUUUAGGAAGCCGUGUUGGGGCAUUGGACUGGGAUUUGGAUUCAGGGUGGUGGCCCUAGACCCAAAUUUCGCAAAGCUUAAUUUUGAUUCAAUUAUAAUGUCUUAUGGAAGAUCAAAGAGUAGGGCCAUAUUUCUUGACUAUGAUGGUACUUUGGUGCCACAGGCUUCUAUCAACCAGAAACCAAGCGAAGAAUUAGUGAACAUUAUUAAUACCCUAUGCUCGGAUAGGAAUAACAUUGUUUUCAUUGUCAGUGGAAGAAGCAGAGAUAGCUUGGGAUCAAUGUUCUCAUCAUGUCCAAUGCUUGGCAUUGCGGCAGAGCACGGUUACUUCUUAAGGUGGAGUAGAGAUGAAGAAUGGCAAACCAGUACCCAGUCCCCUGAUAUUGGAUGGAUGCAAAUGGCAGAGCCUGUGAUGAAUCUUUAUACAGAAGCAACUGAUGGAUCUUACAUUGAAACCAAAGAAACUGCAUUGGUGUGGCAUCACCGGGAUGCUGACCAAGGCUUUGGUUCUUCUCAGGCAAAAGAAAUGCUUGAUCACCUGGAAAGUGUACUAUCAAAUGAAGCAGUCUCAGUCAAGAGCGGCCAGUUCAUUGUUGAAGUUAAACCUCAGGGUGUUAGCAAAGGUCUUGUGGCUGAGAAGAUAAUCGGAUCAAUGAAAGAGAAAAGUCAACAGGCAGAUUUUGUAUUAUGCAUUGGUGAUGACAGGUCAGAUGAGGAUAUGUUUGAAAAUAUUGCGGAUGUCAUGAAAAGGGGCAUUGCUGCGCCAAAAACACCUCUGUUUGCAUGUACUGUAGGGCAGAAACCAAGCAAAGCUAAGUUCUACCUGGACGAUACAUAUGAAGUAGUCAGUAUGCUAAGUGCACUAGCAGAUGUUUCAGACCCAGACCCUACGGCAGGCUUGGCAGAUGACUUGGCUACGUCAGUCUCUUCACUAGAUAUCAGUGAUGAACAAAUUCAGUUCAGUAAUACAACGAUAGAAGGAUCUUAGCCUGAAACUGAAUCAACACAUACUAUGAUGCUUGACUCACUAAAACAUUUUUGUUUGAUCGGAAGUGGAGCAGUGGACAGAUGAUCCACAGAAGAGCAAAAACUAUCUUACAGGUCAUGAUUCUUUGUAGAGAAGAUAAGGUAUCUCUCCAGGUGGACUAGGGUUACAGUCUGGAGGGAGCUGCAAGUAGGACAGGGAUUUGCAAUAGCCUCAUUCUGCAGCUGGUUACUGCAUUUCAAUUAGUUGCUGCAAGAAGAUUCAUAUGUGCAUAGCUGACCUUUCAUGUUCUUCCUGAUUUUUCCCUUAUCAUCUCUGUGAGAAUGAGGAUAUUGGAAUGAAACCUGUGAAACGGCUGGCGCAGUUUGUGAUUUCUUAUCUGUUGACUUGGUUAACGGUUAACUAAGAGAUUUUCUAGUCAAGAAAUCUAGUAAUCCUUUUCCUGUAAUAUUGCGCUGGUGUUUGGGAUGAGAAUCGUCUCAUAACAGCCUUAUAUGCACACUACAUGUAUCUAGCAAACUUAUUGAAUUCGUUCUCUGCAACUCAUUAUGUCUUA
This is a messenger RNA of Brachypodium distachyon (stiff brome), 3417 nucleotides long. RefSeq names its product probable alpha,alpha-trehalose-phosphate synthase [UDP-forming] 7. The transcript is spliced from 3 exons. Gene Ontology annotation, molecular function: catalytic activity. Gene Ontology annotation, cellular component: cytosol. The record is from RefSeq and is a predicted model, not a curated record. Lineage: Eukaryota; Viridiplantae; Streptophyta; Magnoliopsida; Poales; Poaceae. The coding region runs from base 156 to 2864 and encodes 902 amino acids. Gene Ontology annotation, biological process: trehalose biosynthetic process.